Messenger RNA from Spinacia oleracea (spinach), 629 nucleotides. RefSeq lists its product as uncharacterized. The coding region runs from base 16 to 465 and encodes 149 amino acids. Lineage: Eukaryota; Viridiplantae; Streptophyta; Magnoliopsida; Caryophyllales; Amaranthaceae. The transcript is spliced from 3 exons. The record is from RefSeq and is a predicted model, not a curated record.
UUUAUUAAUUUCUUAAUGGGAUCCUCUUCCUCCAAAUAUCUUCCGAGUUAUUCGGUUGGUACUUCUGGGCAACGAAUUCCUGACUCAAACUGUGAUUGGGGCUCGAAAUGCAUUUGUCCCAACAACGAGCACUCGUAUUCUGGCGAGUAUCUGAAUAAUUUGAGGUUGGCCCAGAAGGAGAACACGAGUACCCGAAAUUAUCUCAAAGCUUGGUUUGAGAAAAUGGAAGUGGAGCCUGGUGAAGAGGUGGAGUCCAAAUACGACGAUCGAGUCCCCACACCAGCAGAUCUGAGAUUCUUUGGAGGAGACGAAUCUGAUGAGGAACCCAAUCACUCUGAUUCAUUCGACCUAUACUAUGUGGGUGAGUGUGAGAACACAACUGCUGGUCCAGAGGUUUCUGAUGGGCAAUGUUCGGUUUCGUCCCCAAACGUGAAGGAAGAUGAAAUAAAAAAAAAAGCCACCUAAGGGUGUUGAUGAUGCUUAGAGAUAACAUUUUGGGUUGCCUCAUCAUCAUCAUAAUCUGAAUCAGAGUUCGUGCCGUCUCCUUCAUCAUCGGAAAAACCGAGGAACUCGUCCUCCUCUUGAUCUGAAGCCAUUAAUGUCCCCUUGCUGAUUAAUUGUAGUGCAUU